AUUCCUUACGAAGAAAAAACUCGUUCAUUCUGUGAAGAAUGACGAAUUUUCCUCAGAUUUUUUAUUCUCUUUCAGCUUUUAAGAGCUGACUUAACUAAGCGAAUCAAGAAGCAUUUUUGACUAGAGAAUUGACUCAAAAAUUUUGACGCAAACGGAAAAUUUUUAUACUCGUUUCAAGUAGAAGAACAUUUCGUCCAAGAAUUCGUGAAGAACUGAGAAUAUUUCUUGCCAACUCAACAUCUCUAUUAUCUGUUAUUCUUCAGGAACUGACUUAAUUAAAAGAGCCUGAACUGAAUUUAAACUAAAAAUUUAAUGUCAAAAUUUUUAGAUUAAAACGUUAAAUCUUCACCCUCAUUUCAAGAAGAAUUCCAUAAAGAUUUCAAAUAGAAUGGCAGCUUAUUUUCCCUCUAAACUUAGAAUCUCAGCCCUACCAAUUGUCAAAGCCUUAGAAAUUAAAAGAAUUAACAAUAUUACCAUUAUCUCUGGAUUUGAAGCAGAAUUAAUAAAUCUAUUGUCAAGUAAACUUAAUUUCGAAUAUGAAAUUCUUGUUCCCUCAGACUCAUCGUACGGUUCAAAUGAUACAUUCGGAAACUGGACUGGAAUGAUGGGAAUGCUCGCAAGGAAUGAAGCUGACAUGGCAUUCUCCUUAAUGGGUAUCACCGAAGAAAGGUCAACUGUUGUGGACUUCAGCAUGCCUUACCUACCUCUCGACAAAACAUUUCUGAUGCACCAUGCUUCAUUCUUGCCAAAAACAUCAGCAUUCACGUAUCCUUUCAGCAGGCUUGUAUGGUGUUUAUUCUUUAUCGUACUGCUCUUAGUAACAGUGCUAUUUCGAACUUUGAUUUCCCCAAGAGAUUCUAUUUGCUCCGUUUUCAUAAAUUUGUGGGCAUCGUCUUUCGGACAAGGAAUGAACUACAACCCUCGUUCAAUUUCCAGGCGGAUACCACUAGGAAUUUGGCUUAUAUAUUCAUAUCUGAUAACUCUGAGUUACAGCUCAGUCCUGUUAUCGUUUUUGACAUCCCCGAUUAGAAUGAAGCAAAUAAAAGAUUUCAAGGAACUCUACGCUGCAGUCAGAGAGGGAAAAAUGGAGUGUCGAGCAGCAUUACCCACUCUGGAAGCAGAGUAUUUGUCAAAAAGCGAUAUACCCCAUCUCAAAGGAUUAGGAGAAUAUAUUAAAAAGAAUAAAUGGUACUACACAUCUUAUGACAGACAAAGUGUACCAAAACACGCAGCAAUGCUUGGGUCACCUUUUCUGUUUCGCUUAGUUUUUGGGUCCCCUCAAUCUUACUUUUACUCGAAGGACGCGUUUGGAUAUUUUCCGUUCGGAGUUGCAAUUAGCAAACACUUCUGUUGCAAAAAGCGUUUCAAUAAAAUAAUUCUCCGAAUUUUAAGUGGUGGCUUAUAUAAUAAAUUCAUGAGCGAUGUAUUCUUUAAAUUAGAUUUAAAGAAAAAUUUAAAUGGUGGCGUUUAUCAAAGUGCAUCAGCAUCAGCUUUAGGAUUAUCAGAUUUAAAUGGACUGUUCAUUAUUCUAGGUAUAGGCUGGGCAUUAGCUGUUUUUACUUUGAUACUGGAAAUCACCUUCAGUAGAUGGUUGUGCUCAAAACCUCUCCAAACCUAAAAUACGCGAUAUGUAAAUAACUUUUUGAUUAUACAACCUUCACUAUCACCUUUUUCCAAGGACAUUAUUAUUAUUUGAUAUAGUCAGAUGUUCUACUAUAUCGUUCAGUGAGUUUUCACUCCAUGACCAGAUUUCCGUGUUAUAACUAUUUAGAUGAGUUAACACCAUAUUGGUGGCAAGGACAGAUAGAACAGAGAGAUAAGUUACACCCAAACUCGAAGUGGGAUUGGGAUCCCGAGUCUCCAGGGUACGAGGCCAACUCCUUAACCGCCAUACAGUUGGUCAGCUUAAUUCGUCAGGUAAAUUGUCUAGUCUUUAUUCUAGGCUCAUCAUUCUAUUUAACGAUCUCUUACCAUGCAUUACGAACAAGUUUCGUCAUAUAUUUGAGAGAUCGCAUUUCAUCACAAAUCACGUGAUUUGGUGACGAAAUGAUUCUCUAAAUUAAGGAAAUACUGCUCUAGGAUUGCUGAAUCCUUAAAAGUGAGAGCUUUUUUUCUUAGAGUGUAUACUUUUUAUUCUACCUUUUUAUUCCAACUUAGUGUUAUAGCAUAGAUGCGUUUUACAAUCACAUAAUCAAAAUAUAUUUAAGCACUUAUUGACGC
Molecule: messenger RNA, 2220 nt
Organism: Parasteatoda tepidariorum (common house spider)
Lineage: Eukaryota; Metazoa; Arthropoda; Arachnida; Araneae; Theridiidae
Product: putative glutamate receptor
Cellular component (GO): membrane
Molecular function (GO): ligand-gated monoatomic ion channel activity
Source: RefSeq, a predicted model, not a curated record